Molecule: messenger RNA, 174 nt
Organism: Symbiodinium sp. CCMP2456
Lineage: Eukaryota; Dinophyceae; Suessiales; Symbiodiniaceae
Source: the annotation of a GenBank genome assembly
AUGCACCCGGUCUCGGAAAGAACCGCUGGUAAGGUUAAUGCAGCACAGAUCGCCCAUUGGGCGGAGGAGAACGGUGCCGUCUCUGUGCGGGAGGUUGCAGAACACGCCAACCUCUUCGUUGAAGAGCUCGGCCUCGACUGGUCCAUCGCAGACAGGAUGCAAGGGCUGCGGUAA